AUGUCCAGCGGGAAGACCGUGUCACACGUAGUGGAGUAUUUCUGCCAGUACACGGAUCAACUGCGGAAGAAGCACAAGGUAUGGCAUGAUGGGAAGCUGAAAUACUACACGCUGACAAACAAGUUCCAACUGUACACGGAGGAGGGCGGCACGCUGCUGGGCAGCGAGUUUGUCACCAAUAGCCGGCAAUUGGCGCACAUCCUGGACGAGCGCGGGUUCGGGGCGGAGGAACACCACAUCUUCGCGGCGUUCCUUAUCAUCAUUGCGGAGCUGGAUCGAGCAUAUGACAAGGAGAUCAGCCUGUUUCGGCCGGGACACACGCCGCGCGCGCUGCCGGGGCCGGUGGUGUCGCUGGCGCACCGGCGCGCGCCCUCGUCGCCGAGCGGGAGCCAGCAGUCGCGCGCGCGCGCGCUACCGCACGCCCGUCACAGCCUGUCGCUGGCCAAGAACGAGCCGUUUCGGCGUCCGCGCCAGGCUGCGCGCCAGCGGUCGCGCAGCCCGGCCGCGCGCGAGCCCGCGCGCUCUGCAUCGCAGCCCACGCCGCGCGCCGCGCCGCUCGCCACGCUGCCGGCAGCCGCACACGCCUCGCAGCCCGCAGGCCUGGCGCUCGCCACUCGCAUUCCACCGCGUAAGCGCACCAUCGUGCAUAGCCCGAUCACGCUAUAG
This is a messenger RNA of Eremothecium gossypii ATCC 10895, 666 nucleotides long. It is a transcript of the gene MTE1, whose product is annotated as Mte1p. The record is from RefSeq and is marked provisional. Gene Ontology annotation, cellular component: site of double-strand break; nucleus. The transcript has a single exon. Gene Ontology annotation, biological process: double-strand break repair. Bases 1 to 666 code for a protein of 221 amino acids. NCBI's taxonomy places the organism in Eukaryota, Fungi, Ascomycota, Saccharomycetes, Saccharomycetales, Saccharomycetaceae.